AUGGCUAAGAAGGGUAAGACAUCAACGGCCGCUCGUAAGCAGCUCAGACAAAAAGAAGAUGCGUAUAUCAAAGAGCUGGAAACAAAAAUCGAGGAAUUCGAUCCUAAGACAUCAAGAGGCGAGCUCUUCAAAGACUUACCAUUAAGCCACCAAACUUUGAAGGGGUUGCGUGACAGCGCUUUCAUCAAGAUGACAGAAAUCCAGAAGAUGUCGAUACCGGUCUCGCUCAAGGGCCACGAUCUACUUGCAGCAGCCAAGACAGGCUCCGGAAAGACUCUGGCUUUUCUUAUUCCGGUGAUCGAAAAACUUUAUAGAGAGAAAUGGACUGAGUUCGACGGUUUGGGGGCGCUGAUUAUUUCUCCGACCCGUGAACUGGCCAUGCAAACCUAUGAGGUCCUAACAAAAAUUGGAAGAUACACAUCGUUCUCUGCUGGCCUCGUCAUUGGCGGCAAAGAGGUAAAAUUCGAGCUUGAUAGAAUUUCCAAAAUUAAUAUUCUCGUUGGCACCCCGGGGAGGAUUUUGCAACACAUGGAUCAAGCCGUUGGUCUCAACACAUCUAAUUUGCAGGUUUUGGUACUCGACGAGGCUGACAGGUGCCUGGAUAUGGGGUUCAAGAAAACUUUGGAUGCUAUAGUCAUGAAUCUUCCACCCGUGAGACAGACACUACUUUUUUCUGCCACCCAAUCACAAUCGCUAGCGGACCUCGCCCGACUUUCCUUGACCGACUACAAGUCAGUAGGUACCGCAGAAGUUAAAGAUGAUAGCAAUAGCUCGGCCACUCCCGACACGCUGCAGCAGUCUUAUAUCAGCGUUGAAUUACCAGAUAAGCUCGACAUUUUAUUCAGUUUCAUCAAGACUCAUCUCAAGUGUAAAAUGAUUGUCUUCUUGUCGAGUUCCAAGCAAGUGCACUUUGUCUACGAAACUUUCAGAAAGCUCCAGCCUGGUAUAUCUCUGAUGCAUCUGCAUGGAAGGCAGAAGCAGACCGCGAGAACUGAAACCCUGGACAAAUUCAGCAGGGCUCAGCAUACAUGCUUGUUCGCUACAGAUGUCGUUGCGAGGGGAAUUGACUUCCCUGCGGUGGAUUGGGUCGUUCAGGCAGACUGCCCAGAGAACGUGGACACCUACAUCCACAGAGUGGGGAGAUCUGCUCGUUACGGAAAACAGGGAAAAUCCCUUGUGAUGCUCACGCCACAAGAGGAGGAAGGCUUUUUGAAAAGAUUAAAGCAGAGACAUAUCGAGCCCAAUAAGCUCACCAUCAAGCAAUCAAGGAAGAAGUCGAUAAAGCCUCAAUUGCAAUCGCUCCUGUUCCAGGAUCCUGAGCUUAAGUACCUGGGCCAAAAAGCUUUUAUUUCUUAUGUGAGAUCCAUUUUCAUUCAAAAAGACAAGGAAGUUUUCAAGUUUGAAGAGCUUCCUACCGAGGAAUUCGCUAACUCUUUGGGUUUACCAGGUGCCCCUAAAAUCAAAAUGAAAGGUAUGAAGUCAGUAGAGAAAGCCAAGGAAUUGAAAAACACUUCAAGACAAUUGCUCUCACUAUCCAAAGCCAACGACGAUGGUGAAAUUAUCAACCAGAACAAAGAAGUGAGGACCAAACAUGACAAGAUGUUCAAUCGUAAGAACCAAACUGUGUUAAGUGAACAUUAUCUAAACAUUACCAAGGCUCAAGCGGACGAAGAUGAGGAAGAUGGCUUCAUGACUAUGAAACGCCAGGAUCACGAAAUCAAGGAAGAGGAACUACCUCAGCUGAUUGCCCCAACAUCAAAAAGAGCCAUGAGAAAAGCUACAUCCAAGAAAGCUUCUAUGGCGGGCAAAGGAAAUCCAUCUAAGCUUGUUUUUGAUGAGGAUGGCCAUGCACGCCCCAUCUACGAGCUUGAAGGAGAGGAGGACUUCCACAAAAAGGGCGACGCAGAGGAGCAAAAGAACGCCUUUUUGCUGAAGGAGACCGAGACGAUGACUCAUGUUGACGUGGAAGACAAGAAACUGGCUAAGGCUAAGAGACAAGAGAAGAAGAGAAAGAGACUAGAAGCAAUGAGGCGUGAAGCAGAAGCCGGAAUGGAUCAAGAGUCAAGUGACGAUCAAGAAGGCGGCUACCAAGUCGCUGUUGGCACAGGUAACUUGAGUGAUGACAUGGUUUCAGAUGAUGACGAAGAUCGUCGUCCCGACAAAAGACGGAGAUUCCCCGAAAGAAUCGAGGAGAGCGAAGACAGAAGAGCAGGCAGUGGUCACAUUGUUGAGAUUGAACAGCCUGAGACUUUGGAAGACCUGGAGUCUCUGACGUCCAGACUCAUUCAAAGUUAA
Molecule: messenger RNA, 2295 nt
Organism: Lachancea thermotolerans CBS 6340
Lineage: Eukaryota; Fungi; Ascomycota; Saccharomycetes; Saccharomycetales; Saccharomycetaceae
Gene: HCA4
Product: RNA-dependent ATPase HCA4
Exons: 1
Coding region: 1-2295 (764 amino acids)
Biological process (GO): rRNA processing
Cellular component (GO): nucleus
Molecular function (GO): nucleic acid binding; RNA helicase activity; ATP binding
Source: RefSeq, a predicted model, not a curated record